This is a messenger RNA of Oncorhynchus keta (chum salmon), 3321 nucleotides long. Its product is annotated as stromelysin-3. Gene Ontology annotation, cellular component: endoplasmic reticulum membrane; Hrd1p ubiquitin ligase ERAD-L complex; extracellular matrix. Lineage: Eukaryota; Metazoa; Chordata; Actinopteri; Salmoniformes; Salmonidae. Gene Ontology annotation, molecular function: ubiquitin-specific protease binding; metalloendopeptidase activity; misfolded protein binding. Gene Ontology annotation, biological process: endoplasmic reticulum unfolded protein response. The coding region runs from base 166 to 2556 and encodes 796 amino acids. The transcript is spliced from 16 exons. The record is from RefSeq and is a predicted model, not a curated record.
UUACGUUGUUGCGGGUGGUAUUAUCACUCCUGAGUCCGGACUAUAAAACGCGUAUUUGAAGAAAGAACAAAGAAUCAGAACCUAUAUAAGAGCCCACAAGAAGCUGCGCCGUCACUCUUCGGCCGAAAAGAGGGCUGAAGAAAGAGCUGUCCACGGGUCCAGAAGAUGAUGAUAAUGAUGCAGACUUCUGUCCUAUCUUGCGUCUUUACGCUGCAAUGCCUCCGAAGCAUGCAUUGUUCGCCAGUGCCCGAAGCAAUCAGGUACAAAGCGACGCCGGGAUGGCUCCAGAGGUUUGAUCUCCAUGACCUAAAGAAGAGAGGAAGAGUGCCCCAUCCUCAGGACACACUCAAAGACACAGCCUUGGCCAUAGGAGACCCUGUAAAAGCAGCACUGGUAACUAACAACACUGAGGAGUCUAACCGCCCCCGGUGUGGCGUCCCUGACUACCCCACACUGAAGGAUGUCAUCUACAGGGGGAGACACAGGCAGAAACGCUUUGUCCUGUUUGGGGGGCGCUUGGAGAAAACUGACCUCACCUACAAAGUGGUUCGUUUCCCCUGGCAGAUGAGCGAAGAAAAAGUGCGGCGUGUCCUGCUGGAAGCCCUGAGAGUGUGGAGUGAGGUCACACCCCUGACAUUCACUGAGGUCAGCAGUGGAAAGGCUGACAUUGUCAUUGACUUCACUAGUUACUGGCAUGGAGAUAACCUGCCCUUUGACGGCCCUGGGGGCAUUCUAGCCCAUGCCUUCUUCCCCAAGACCCACAGGGAGGGUGACAUCCAUUUUGACUAUGAUGAGGCGUGGUCCCUUGGCAACUACAUGGGCACAGACCUCCUCCAAGUGGCUGCUCAUGAGUUCGGGCAUGUUCUUGGCCUGCAGCACUCCCAGGAACCGGGCGCAGUGAUGUCCCCCUAUUACAGCUUCUCCUAUCCCCUGGAGCUGAGCGAGGAUGACAAGCUGGGGAUCCAAUACCUGUAUGGCCCUCGUCCACAUGUCCAGCCCCCAUCUCCACCCCAACCACUGCCACAAAUCACUACAGAUACCAAUGAGAUCAUUAGUAGUAUUCCUGACGCCUGCCAGACAGACUUCGAUGCUGUGUCUAUGAUUCGCGGAGAGCUGUUUUUCUUUAAGUCACGCUAUGUGUGGCGCAUUCGGGAGGGACGGCUGGAGGCAGGCUACCCCGCGCUGGCAUCCCGCCAUUGGAGGGGGAUUCCAGAGAGCAUUGAUGCAGCCUUUGAAGACCAAUCAGGGAAUAUCUGGUUCUUUCAAGGUCAAAGCUACUGGGUGUUUGAUGCAGAGAGACAGAUCACAGGGCCAGACUCUGUGCAGAGCCUCGGCCUGUCAGUCUCCCACAUCCAGGCAGCUCUGCGCUGGGGCCAGGACAACAACUACAACACCUACUUAUUCAAGUCAGGCAGCUACUGGAGGUUUAGCCCCAAGGAGAACCGUGUCGACUCUAUCUACCCUCGCAACAUGCAGGACUGGCGCGGCAUCCCCAGUGAUGUCGACGCAGCCUUCAAGGACCAAUAUGGCUAUGCCCACUUUAUCAGAGGGAGGCAGUACUGGAAGUUUGAUCCUGUGGAGAUGAAUUCACUACAGGGUUAUCCUCGCUAUUUUCACAUGGACUUCUUUGGUUGCAGAAAUGAGGACCCUUUGAAGGACCCUUGUUGGUUCCAGGUAGAACCCAUUUGGUUCCAAGUAGAACCAUUUUGGAUUCAAUGUAGAACCCUUUGCAAGAGUGUACGGUGCAUCGCUGUUGCACCCGGACCUAAUGGUUCAACAAAUGUAUUAAGCGUCAUAGGCAAAAACGAGUUUAUUCUGACCAUGGCUCACAGCUUCACUCAAGAAUAUUUCCAGAUUCCUUCCGUUACCAGAGCGUACACUACAGCUUGCGUUUUGACUACAGCAGCGGUGCAAUUGGAGGUAAUCACCCCAUUUCAGCUUUAUUUCAACCCAGACCUUAUCAUUAGAAGAUACCAGAUAUGGCGGCUGAUCACCAACUUCCUCUUUUUCGGAUCACUUGGAUUCAGUUUUUUGUUCAACAUCAUCUUUCUGUAUCGUUAUUGUCGUAUGCUGGAGGAAGGGUCUUUCCGAGGCCGCACUGCAGAUUUCGUAUAUAUGUUCCUGUUUGGGGGUGUCCUCAUGACUCUGUUUGGCCUCUUUGCCAACCUAUUCUUCCUGGGCCAGGCAUUCACCAUCAUGCUGGUGUAUGUGUGGAGUAGAAGGAAUCCUUACAUACGCAUGAACUUCUUCGGCCUUCUGAACUUCCAGGCACCGUUUCUGCCCUGGGUGCUCAUGGGAUUCUCAUUGCUGCUUGGCAAUUCCAUUGUCGUUGACCUUCUAGGAAUCGGUGUAGGACACAUCUACUACUUUCUGGAAGACGUGUUUCCAAACCAGCCUGGAGGCAGGAAGCUGCUGAUGACACCAGAACUUCUUCGAACCGUUUUUGAUACCCAAGAGGAAGACCCCAGCUACUUCCCACUCCCUGAGGAGCAGGCUGGAGAGUUUUGGCAGGACCAAGGUGGAGACGGAGGGGAGCCCAAUGACCAGGGGCAGUAGCAUGGGGACCAUCUAACCCCAUAUAAACCCAAGAUAUACUCCCAGCCCCACCGAAGAAACCAGGAGCCACCCAGCUGUGGAUAGAGGGUUUACUCCUCAGAGGGAUGUGGAUGAAGAGCGCAGCAACGUACCAUCUGUACAGUUCAGUGUGUCCACUGGGAGCCACCGUAGUGAGUUUGUUGCAGACUUCUUUCACCGAGUGUUAACUAGAAAUGUCAAAUGCAAUCAGAGGCCAAUGAGCAUUGCAACCUUUCCAUCACCACAUGCAUUUCUGGCUGUGGUACUAAUGGCACACAACCAUUUGCCAUUUCAAACAGAAUCACACCUUUUUAAAUACAGGUGCAAACAAAAUUCUUGCCUCGUCUUUGUUAUUGACCUGCUGCUCGACUCAUUCAUAAAUUUGCCGACUAUCUGGAAUCCUGUUACCGAGGGAACCUGCACCGUCUGCACUUUCCAACUAUUGCCUUUGUGGGUGAAGCACUGCUGCCAAAUAGAAAUGGCUUAGCACACCACCAACAACUGGGUUGUGCCGGGUGUUGUAAGCAUGAACAAAGCAUGCAAAACAGCCCAACAACUAUAAUAAGGCGGCAAACUUAUUUUUACUUCCUAAAUUAGUUUAAUAACCUUUCAUUUGGUUGUAUGGUCACUAUAAUAUAAUUUACAAAGACAUAACACUUAUCAAAAGCAAUCAAGAUCAUUUCACUUUUAUUUUUGUAAGAAUUAUUCAAAUGUACAAAAAGACAACAAAUAUAACAUAACAGAAUA